AUGUCCAACCAAAAUUGCAGGCGCAAGCGUUAUAAUGUGCCGCGGCUCCGGCCUAAAGGACAAAAAGAACGAGGUCUCCAACUAGAUGGACCGAUGACAUCGUCAGAGUCGCAGGAUAGAGGUGGCGACAAGGACGACGCGGUGGACGUCGAUAAGAGGAAGGCCUUUGUCUGUCAAAAUGGAUUGCUUCUAUCAAAAGCUGAAGAAAAUGCUACCAUAUCACCAGAGUCACCUGCACUGGAUUCAUCUACACAGACAUCAAAUGUUCAGCAGUCUACUGCACAAGAUCCAGUUACACAGCAAUCACCUACACAGGGAUCUAUUGCACUAAAUUCAACAGCACAAGAACAACCUGUGCAGAACACGCCUGCGCCAGAAUUAAUUACAAAGGAUCUACGUAAACAAAACAUAUUUACAACGGAUAAUUCGACAUCAGUAUUCACGGCUAGACAAGAAAAUACGACAAAAGAAUCAAAAAACAGUGAUGAAGAUGUAGUUUUAAGAGGACAACCUAAGCUACAAAAUGAAUUUCAUACAAAACAAGAAGAUGACAUUGAAAUAAAGUCCACAGCAACAAUAAAUAAAACAGCAGAAGAUACACAUAGUGAUGUAACAUUAAAGGAAGAAACGAGAAAAGAAGAAACAUCUACAUCAAGUACAGCUUACACUCCACCAGUACCUUCCAAAUUAACUAAAAUUACUACGGCAGACAAAUAUGAGGCAACAAAUAAAAAAUAUGAAUAUGAAAAAGUCACAAAAGACAGUGAUGAAGUCAAACCAAAACUAAUCCCUAACUAUAAGAGAGCUUUCUAUAUAGAACUAAAUACAACUACACCUGUCACUAGUCCUCCGACUCCACCAAAAGGUGUUUUGGACACUAUUUUUGAUCCUGUUAUAAAAGUUGGAGACGACAUUCAGAGGGUAGUGUCCAAAGGCGUAGAUUCAGCGAAGAACUUCGCAGAUGAUGCGUACAAAGCUGUGAGAUCGGUCUUCUCCAACAUGUUGAAUAGAUAA
Messenger RNA from Spodoptera exigua (beet armyworm), 1014 nucleotides. The record is from the annotation of a GenBank genome assembly. NCBI's taxonomy places the organism in Eukaryota, Metazoa, Arthropoda, Insecta, Lepidoptera, Noctuidae.